GAAUUGAACCUACUGGGAAAAGAAAUUCCAAACCAUUAGGAAGUUUUGUUGACCCAGAAACUAGAAAUCCGAAGAUAACUGAAGCAGAAGCAGUAGAAGCAGAAGCAGAAGAAACAGAAGCAGAAGAAACAGAAGCAGAAGAAACCGAAACAGAAGCAGAAGUAGAAGAAGAAGAAGAAGCAAAAGUGGAAGAAGCAAAAACAGAAGAAGCAGUAGCGGAAGAAGCAGAAGUAGAAGAAGCAGUAGCAGAAGAAGUAGCAGAAGAAGUAGAAGCAGAAGUAGAAGAAGCAGAAACGGAAGAAGCAGUAACAGAAGAAGCAGAAGUAGAAGAGGCAGAAGUAGAAGAAGCAGAAACAGAAGCAGAAGAUGAAGCAGAAGCAGAAGUGGGAGCAGAAUGCUUCCCAGGUGGUCCACAAUUCAGGGCAAUCAUAUGGUCCAAGACAGGUUUCAGCAUAAGAAAAAUCUGGAUAGUUGGAAAGUUGAGAAGCCUUGGGUCGAUAGGAUAG
Diversispora eburnea is the source of this 506-nucleotide messenger RNA. The record is from the annotation of a GenBank genome assembly. NCBI's taxonomy places the organism in Eukaryota, Fungi, Glomeromycota, Glomeromycetes, Diversisporales, Diversisporaceae.